CAAACAAAAAUUUAACAAGGUGUUAUACUAUAGUUUGUUUGUUUGGGUUAGWGUUUACGUGUUUUUUGUUUAUAAUUGACGGAACGGUAAUCUAGUGGCCACUGACCACCCGUUACUAYRCAAACAGCAGCAGCGGCGGCGGCGGCGGGAAAAUGGCAUUACAUUCGGCAAUUAAGGGCAAACUGAUUGCCGUUAUCGGCGAUGAGGACACUUGCGUCGGGUUUCUGUUGGGCGGUAUCGGCGAAAUGAAUCGCCAGAAACAACCGCAACAUAACUUUUUGGUUGUCGACAAAAAUACMCCGACUCUGGACAUUGAGGACACUUUUCGGGCAUUUCUGAAACGGGACGACAUCGACAUCAUAUUGAUUAACCAGAACGUUGCCGAACUGAUCCGUCACGUUAUCGAUGCCCAUACGGCACCCGUACCGGCCAUAUUGGAAAUACCGUCGAAAGAUCAUCCGUACGAUCCGAACAAGGAUUCCAUACUCCGACGGGCCAAAGGUCUGUUCGGUUCGGAUGACUACCGAUAGACGCUGAUCGGUCUAUCGGGUCGGGUCGGGUCUGGCCAGUUGGCUGACUGGCCAGCCAGCCGUGUGUUUGUUAUGUCUAUACAUUUGAACCCGAUUUGUCGACAACUGUUUUUUUUAUUAUGGAUAGACAUUACCGCUACAUAUGGACGGACGGACCGACCGAUAGACAGAUAGAUAUUAUACUAAUAUAUCAUAUGA
Messenger RNA from Oppia nitens, 728 nucleotides. RefSeq names its product V-type proton ATPase subunit F-like (gene Vha14-1). Gene Ontology annotation, biological process: proton transmembrane transport. Bases 153 to 530 code for a protein of 125 amino acids. NCBI's taxonomy places the organism in Eukaryota, Metazoa, Arthropoda, Arachnida, Sarcoptiformes, Oppiidae. The record is from RefSeq and is a predicted model, not a curated record. The transcript is spliced from 3 exons. Gene Ontology annotation, molecular function: proton-transporting ATPase activity, rotational mechanism. Gene Ontology annotation, cellular component: membrane; proton-transporting V-type ATPase, V1 domain.